AUGCUAAAUAAUCUUUGUGAAAAUGUAGCAAUUGAUAAGCUUAAUCAAUGUUUAGCAAAAAUGCCAAGGUUUCCUGAACUUAAAGUGUUUAAAAAAGGUCUUGAAAAUAUUAAAUACUCUACAGCUAAUGAAUUUCACAAUAUAAUGAAAGUGUUUCUCUUUGUUAUAAAAGAAAUUAUUAUUAAAUAUCAUAAAAUUUCAAUUGAAAAAAAUAUUGCAAAACAAUAUGAUUCUGAAUUAAUCAAU
This is a messenger RNA of Cetraspora pellucida, 246 nucleotides long. The record is from the annotation of a GenBank genome assembly. NCBI's taxonomy places the organism in Eukaryota, Fungi, Glomeromycota, Glomeromycetes, Diversisporales, Gigasporaceae.